GAGAGUCUCACUUUUCCUGCCCAUUUAAGCUCUCAAGCUCGGGACAUUUUGUCCGGACUUCUUACCAAAGACCCAAACACUCGUCUCGGUGGUGGCCCUAGAGAUGCUCUUGAUGUGAUGGCUCAUCAGUUCUUUGAUUGCAUUGAUUGGGACGCGCUCGUACGGAAAUCAGUGAUUCCCAAACUGUGCGCCGCGGCGCCUCGGGGAGACGCAGCCUCUUUACAGGGGCGCCGCGAAAUAUAG
Messenger RNA from Protopolystoma xenopodis, 243 nucleotides. The record is from the annotation of a GenBank genome assembly. NCBI's taxonomy places the organism in Eukaryota, Metazoa, Platyhelminthes, Monogenea, Polystomatidea, Polystomatidae.